UUCGGGGGCGUGGUCUGAGCGCGGAGGGGCGUGGCCUUGGGUUUAGGGGCGUGGCCUAGAACUCGGGGGCGUGGUCUGAGCGCGAUGGGGGCGUGGUUUAUGCGAUGGGGGCGUGGUUUAUGCGAAGGGGGCGUGGUCACUUGUGAAUAGGGGGCGUGGCCUCAACCAAGGGGGGCGUGGCUUUGGUCUCGGGGGCGUGGUCUGAGCUCGGAGGGGGCGUGGUCCCGGCCCCGUGGGCGUGUCCUGCGGGUGGUGGGGGCGUUCCCCGCGGCUCCCCGUGCCCCCGCCGUGCGGUGCCGGGUGCCGGGUGCUGGGUGCCGGCAGCUCCGUGCGUACCGGGGGCGAUGGGCAGCGGCGGCUCGGCGCGGCCGGUGUCGGCCGAGGGCCCCGGGGGCUCGGAGCAGCGCCUGGAGGUGCGCGGCGGGCGGCUGCCGGCGGCGCUGUGGGCGCAGCGCGGGCUGGUCAAGCUGUACCUGAGCGGCGCGGGGCUGCGGGAGCUGCCGGCCGAGCUGGCGGCGCUGCGGCACCUCCGCACGCUGGCCCUGGACGGCAACGAGCUGCUGGAGGUGCCCGAGGCGCUGUGCCGCCUGCCGCGCCUGGCCUACCUCUACCUGGGCCGCAACGGGCUGCAGGGGCUGCCGCCCGCCUUCGCCCGCCUGCAGAGCCUGCGCUGCCUCUGGCUGGAGGGCAACUUCGUGGCCCGCUUCCCCCGCGCCCUGCUGGGCCUGCCCGGCCUGCGCAGCCUGCAGCUGGGCGACAACCGCCUGGCGCGCCUGCCCCGCGCCCUGCCCCGCAUGGCCGGCCUGCGCGGGCUCUGGCUCUACGGCAACCGCUUCGAGGAGUUCCCCCCGGCCCUGCUGCGCAUGGGCCAGCUCCGCGUCCUCGACCUGGACCGCAACCGCAUCGCCCGCUUCCCCGACCUGGCCGGCCUGGCCGGGCUGCGCCUGCUCUCCUACGACCACAACCCCGUGCGGAGGCCGCCCCGCGUGGCCGACGCCGUGAGGCUGGUGGGUGACGGGGCGCAGGAGUACAUGGAGGCGCGGGAGGAGCGCCUGCAGGGCCUCCGGAGCCAGGGCGAGAAGGAGGAGGAGGAGGAGGAAGGCGCCGAGGCCUCCCCGGCGGCCCCUGGGGAUGGCUCCCCGCUGCUGGGGGACGCGGAGGGCGGCGGUGCGGCCCUGCCGGGCUCCCCCGGGGAGACGUGAGGUGCUGUGCUGCAGCUGGACACCCCCAGGAUGUGCCACCAGGCUGCCGAGGACCAGCAUCUCCCACCUAGGGCGUGCAGAAUGGGAAGCCUGCAGCCUCUGCACAAGGGAAAGCAGUCCCCAAUUUGCUGGGACCACAAAGAGCCGCCACCUGGACCCGCAGGGCUCAUGGCUUGCAUCCACAAGUCCACCUUAGAGCACCCUGCGUAAGCACAGGGCUCAAGCACCGGACAAGGGAAGCCUCCCUCUGCCUGCUGGGCGGCCCUGCAGACCCUGCUCACCCACAGGACAGGCGUCCCUGAGAAGCUGGUGUCCCAGGAGCACGGCUCUGGGGACGUUCCUACACCGAGCUGCAGACCCCGUUGCCUUGAAGAGUGAGAAACGCACAAACCUCUUCUGCACGCAGAAUCAGGCUCUGGAGACAGGGCUGCAGGCUCACCGUCCCUCUUCCCCUCCUCGAGCCCCAUUUGUCCCAAACCCUGGCAAUAAAAAGCACAAAUCC
Messenger RNA from Anas platyrhynchos (mallard), 1704 nucleotides. It is a transcript of the gene LRRC10B, whose product is annotated as leucine rich repeat containing 10B. The record is from RefSeq and is a predicted model, not a curated record. Gene Ontology annotation, cellular component: cytoplasm. Gene Ontology annotation, molecular function: protein binding. NCBI's taxonomy places the organism in Eukaryota, Metazoa, Chordata, Aves, Anseriformes, Anatidae.